Molecule: messenger RNA, 851 nt
Organism: Aspergillus sclerotioniger CBS 115572
Lineage: Eukaryota; Fungi; Ascomycota; Eurotiomycetes; Eurotiales; Aspergillaceae
Product: ADP-ribosylation factor-like protein
Exons: 6
Coding region: 122-673 (183 amino acids)
Biological process (GO): protein transport
Cellular component (GO): lysosomal membrane
Molecular function (GO): GTPase activity; GTP binding
Source: RefSeq, a predicted model, not a curated record
CAGCCGAGACAAGCAGCGCCCUUUCGACCUGCUUCCACCAAGUCGGCCCCCUACUUAAAGUGUCCCAUCGCCCUCGUUGCUUUCGUCGUGCGGACGACACGGUGCCGACCUUCUGACCACCAUGGCGGGUAUCUUUCGAACGAUCUAUGACUGGCUCCUGAGGAUGUUCUGGGCGACGGAGAUGGAUGUCACCAUGAUUGGCCUCCAAAAUGCUGGAAAGUCCUCGCUGCUGCGCGUGCUGGCGGGGGGCGAGUUCACUGUAGACUCAAUUCCCACGAUCGGCUUUAACACGAAACGGGUCCAAAAGGGCCAUGUGACGCUCAAGUGCUGGGACCUCGGUGGCCAGCCACGGUUUCGACCUAUGUGGGAGCGAUACUGUCGGGGAGUGAAUGCGAUCGUGUACAUCGUGGAUGCAGCGGAUCGAGCCGCCUUACCAGUUGCCAAAGAGGAGUUGCACGAUCUCAUGAAUAAAGAGACGCUCAACGGAAUUCCGCUGCUGGUCCUCGGAAACAAGUCCGACCUCCAAGAUAAGCUGUCGGUCGAUGAUCUAAUCCACGCGAUGGACCUGAAGACCAUCACCCAUCGCGAAGUGAGCUGCUAUGGUAUCAGCGCCAAAGAGGAAACCAACCUUGAUGCUGUUCUGCAUUGGUUAAUUGCUCGGGCCAGCCGAUGAAACGUUGGCGGCGGAAAUCGCCCCAGGUGUGUGACGGGAUGGACCAUUGUCUCAUCCUCGAUGGAUCAACUGUAGACUGCAAACAAUGCGGCUUGCCGCCCAGAUGUAAUGAUGUGAACGACGUGAACCAGGCACAUUGAGCUUCAGCGUAACAUUUUGUCCGAUCUUCAGCAACUCG